Hyla sarda is the source of this 1711-nucleotide messenger RNA. RefSeq names its product transcription initiation factor TFIID subunit 1-like. Bases 214 to 1449 code for a protein of 411 amino acids. Lineage: Eukaryota; Metazoa; Chordata; Amphibia; Anura; Hylidae. The record is from RefSeq and is a predicted model, not a curated record. The transcript is spliced from 2 exons.
AGGAAGUGGGGGCUGCAGCGCUGGUGCUGCUGAGGUUGGAAGCAUUUCCAGAUCAGAUAAAGAAAAAAAAUUAUGGAAGUUUUCUGCAGUUAAAAGGAAAAAGUGGCGGCAGACUUUAUCGAGCUGUAGAAUGGAAGAAAAUUAUGGAAUCGCCCUAUAAACAAAAUAAAAAAAAAAAAAGUAUUCUGCAGAUAAAAACGACAACAAACAAACAUGGCCCCCACAAGAGAAAUGUCGAUCGAAACAAUGGAAAGGAUUAUAAAACUCAUUCAAGACGGGAAACCGACACGGAGUGUGGCAAAAGAUGUUGGUUGUUCCCAGUCGGCCGUGUGUAAGAUUUGGUGCAAGUAUAAGAAAAAUGGGAAGGUUAUGAAGGGAAAACAUACAGGUAGACCAAGGAAGACGUCAAAGCUUCAGGAUAAAAAACUGGAAGCGAUUUGUCUUGGGAAUAAGAAAUGCACAGCCAGGGAGAUGAAGAACCAAUGGGCGGAAUCGGGAGUCAACGUCUGCGACAGAACUGUGAGGAAUCGGCUCAAUGAAAUGGGAUUUAAGUACGGGAAAGAUCAAGCGCAACAAGGUCCCACUAGUCGUAUUAAGGAGGAACAAGUGUCACAUGAUGAAGAUUCGGCAGACACCAAUAUUUAUACACUCGGAGAUCAUACGCAACAAGAUCCAACUGCUCAUAUUAAGGAGGAACUAGUGUCAUGUGAUGAAGAUCUGAUGGAAACCAACAAUCAUCGACCUACGGAUCAUAGACUAGAACCAUCGACUCAUAUUGAGGAACGAUCCUCACGGAAUAAAGAUCUUACAGACGUCGACAAUCAUCGACCUACAGAUCAUAGACUAGAACCAUUGACUCAUAUUGAGGAACGAUCCUCACGGAAUAAAGAUCUCACAGACGCCGACAAUCAUCGACCUACAGAUCAUAGACUAGAACCAUCGACUCCUAUUGAGGAACGAUCCUCACGGAAUAAAGAUCUUACAGACGCCGAUAUUCAUCGACCUACGGAUCAUAGGCUAGAACCAUCGACUCCUAUUGAGGAACAAUCCUCACGUAAUAAAGAUCUCACAGAUGCCGACAAUCAUCGACCUACAGAUCAUAGACUAGAACCAUCGACUCCUAUUGAGGAACAAUCCUCACGUAAUAAAGAUCUCACAGACGCCGACAAUCAUCGACCUACAGAUCAUAGACUAGAACCAUCGACUCAUAUUGAGGAACGAUCCUCACGGAAUAAAGAUCUUACAGACGCCGACAAUCAUCGACCUACGGAUCAUAGGCUAGAACCAUCGACUCCUAUUGAGGAACAAUCCUCACGUAAUAAAGAUCUCACAGACGCCGACAAUCAUCGACCUACAGAUCAUAGACUAGAACCAUCGACUCCUAUUGAGGAACGAGCCCCAAGUGAUGGAAAUCUCAUGGACACCAACAGUCAUAUACCAAUAGAUUAAUCAAGAUCCAUCCAAUCAUAUUGAUAACAAGUCUCACGUGAUGAGGAUCUUACAAAUAACAACCAUUCCAACUACUCAUAUUGAGGAACAGGCCCCAACACAUACACACCUACAGACCUACCCCAUCAUCACAUUAAAGGGGUACUCCGCCCCUAGACAUCUUUUCCCCUAUCCAAAGGAUCUCCCUGUUGCACCCAGCAUUCGUUUAGAAUGUCGGGUGAAGCGCUGGAGGCUGGUGACGCCAUGCCCCGCUCAUGAUGUC